AUGUUAAAUAAUCCUUAAGAAUAUGCCGCACAAAAAAAAGAUGCCUUUCGUUCUGAAAUCCGUAGAAUAGAUAGAGAACGAAUAUUUAAUUAAAAAAGGAUUUUAAUUCGUUAACAAAAUGAAAUGAGAGAAAAAGACGAUUUAGAAUUAACAAACUUAAUACCAUUAAUUUAAUAAUCUUAAUAGAAUCAAAAUAUUUAAGAAUUAAAACGACUUCAUCAAUUUGCAUUCAAUUCUAUUUCAACCAACAAUAUUAACUAAAUUACAUAGAAUCAAGAAUUUUUAAUUAAAAAUAAUUACUUAUAACAUAGCCUUCCAAGUUUAAUCAUUAAAGAAGUCUAAUGUGAUGUCAUUAGAACAUUAGCUAAUUCUUGUAAUCAUCCUAUGUUUUUAUAAUAAUAACCUUAAAAUCUUAUCCAAUCUUUAGAAAUUUCAUAUUAAUUACUCUUAUCAUUAACAGACAACUAAGACAUUAGUGAUGUAUUAAUUAUAAUAAUAUUUUAGAUUCUAAUAUACUUAGGUAAUAUAGCCAAUAAAUGGUCUGAAAUCUGCUAAUAUUUAGUUAAGAGUUUUGAUCGUUUAUUAGAAUUAAGUUCUUUAACUGACUGUAAUCUAUAUAGAAAUAUUUGUUUCUGUAUGCAUAAUAUAUGUUAUGUUAUGGAUAAUCAUAAUUUAAGUAUUAAAGAUGUAAUAAAUAUUAAUAUAUUUAAAUUAGAGAAUUACAUGUUUAAAAAUUUUAGAUAAAGGAGUUAACAGGAAUGAUUGUGAUUUCUUACAAAAUGAAAUAUUACAUCCUUUAACAGUAUUAUAUUAACAAAAUGAAGAAAUUGAUAAGUAUUUGAUGAGUUCAAAAAUAAUAUAAUAUGUUAUUUCUACUUUAAAAGGAGAAUAUGUAGAAACAACUUUAUAAGUAUUAAAAUAGUUUUCAUUAACAGAAACAAUAAGUUUUUCAAAUGUAUAUUUUAUAAAAUAGAAUAAUAGUUUCUAAUUGAAUAAAAUAUUUUGGAUAUAGCUUUAGAAUAUAGUAAUAAUCGAAAAAAGUAAAUUAGAAAAUUUUCUUUCUUAAUUGUUAUUAAUUUAGCAUAUAAUGAUUGUAAAAUCUCCAAUAAAAUUGUUAAACAUAAAAUUAUUAAUAGAAUUAUUAAUGGUUUAAUUGCAUCAGUUUUACAAGAAAAGUAAAAUUGUAUCUAAGUCAUAUAAAAUUUAUAAAAGACAGGAGACAAUACAGUGUUUUAAACAUUAAUAGAUUUAGGAACAAUUGAAAUUAUAGGAAAUUUUAUUGAAGAAGUAGAUACAGUGGUUUUAAAAAUCUUUGUAGAUACUCUUUGUAGAUUUUUAAACUACGCAAAAGAAGUUUAAUCAAUUAAAAUAAUUGAAGAUAUCAAAAAAAUAAAACCUAAAUUAGAAUUAAUUUAUAACGACAACAAAGAUCCAAAAUUUUAAGAUCUAUUUUAAUUGUUUUUAUAGCUCUUAUAAUAAUGA
Messenger RNA from Paramecium pentaurelia, 1482 nucleotides. Lineage: Eukaryota; Ciliophora; Oligohymenophorea; Peniculida; Parameciidae. The record is from the annotation of a GenBank genome assembly.